CACCAAACCCAACCCCCGUCACUUCCACCUUCAACAACACUUCCACUUCACAGAACACUUCUCCCUCUGGCCUCACCACCGGGGAACCAGGCAUCCGACAGGAUCGUUCGACUCUUUGCAGGACAACACGAGUGAACAUGCCGGCAUCUACGACUACUUCGUCCCCUACCUCGACCAACGGCCGGAUCAGCCGGUCGGAAAAGCCCAACAACAAGACCGUCAUCCUCAAGCUGUCCUCCGGUCUCUUGGGUCGGUUCCCGGGCUCCUUCGAUGACAAGGAGAACAACGGGGUCAAGGAGAGUAAUGCGUCGUCGCCCGUAUCCACUGCAGACCCUGCACUUCCAGCCUCCUCCGCCGACAAUGCAUCUGACGUGGGCUCAACCACGCCGGCCACAAUGAACGAGGCGUCACGCCGCAAGGGCGUCCCGGGUCCAAAACCGGGCAGCAAGAGAGGACUGCACCAGGUCGGCGAGGUGCUGCCCAAGCCACGGGGAAAGCCAGGUCCCAAGAAGAAGCCUAGACUGGAGGACGGUACUAUCGACCACACCAGGCUCGCUCCCUCUGCGCACAAGCUCGGGCCUAAGGCCAACCAGGGUGCCAUCAAUGCAGGUCUGCGCGCUCUCGAUCGCAGCGGAGCUGCCUGUCGCAAGUGGGAACGUAAGCCCUUCCAGCUCAAGAGCUUCACGGGCAUUGUCUGGCAGGUCCCUACUUGGCGGACCCCGAAACCGAAGGUGGAGAACGGAGAAUCUCAGGACGGCGUCGCAGAGACUGGCGACAGCGACAGCAAGGCCAACAACAGUGCCAUUCCUAGCGAGAAGAGCAACUCCGGGGACGACAACCUGACGCCCAACCCGAUGAGCAGCAUGGCCCAAUCUCCGACUCCUACCAUCUCCAUGACCGCUUAAGGCGGGAAUUGAUACACAAACGGAUUCCUCUUCUUGUACAGUACUUUGAUGUCAUGGUUGUUUUUCAUUUUCUUCCUUUUGCUACGGAAUAUGGCGUAUGUAUC
This is a messenger RNA of Paecilomyces variotii, 1009 nucleotides long. RefSeq names its product INO80 complex, subunit Ies4. The record is from RefSeq and is a predicted model, not a curated record. The transcript has 2 exons. Gene Ontology annotation, cellular component: Ino80 complex. Gene Ontology annotation, biological process: chromatin remodeling. The coding region runs from base 138 to 905 and encodes 255 amino acids. NCBI's taxonomy places the organism in Eukaryota, Fungi, Ascomycota, Eurotiomycetes, Eurotiales, Thermoascaceae.